This is a messenger RNA of Limanda limanda (common dab), 1026 nucleotides long. It is a transcript of the gene ngfa, whose product is annotated as nerve growth factor a (beta polypeptide). Bases 136 to 1026 code for a protein of 296 amino acids. The transcript has 3 exons. Gene Ontology annotation, biological process: negative regulation of neuron apoptotic process; nerve growth factor signaling pathway; regulation of neuron differentiation. Gene Ontology annotation, molecular function: growth factor activity; nerve growth factor receptor binding. The record is from RefSeq and is a predicted model, not a curated record. NCBI's taxonomy places the organism in Eukaryota, Metazoa, Chordata, Actinopteri, Pleuronectiformes, Pleuronectidae.
CUGGAACUGUGUUUUGAGCUGUGGUUCAGGGGGUCCAGAUGGCAGGCACGAGGGGCCCGGCCUGCACUGGAGUCUGGCUCUAGAGUCCACAGGGGCUCUUACUUCAACUGGACACAUUCCAAAGGACGUGUGCCCAUGAGGUCGUCACCACUGGUCCUGCUCCUCCUGAUCGGCGUCCAGGCUGUACUGAACAUGGGAGGUGGAUUGGCCCGGAGUGCCGGGCCUGCCAACCACAAAGCAGGACAGCAGACGGCAGCCAAUCAAAGAGCAGGACAGCAGCAGAGAGCAGCGGGGGACCACCUUUCUGAACACCACUCUUCACAGGAGCAUCAUAGGACCAGCCACCACAGGACCAAGAAGCACCAUCGGGCAGCUUCUCGCACCCAGGACAGGAGCCCUGUCGUCACGCACCCUACGUCCAAUUCCCCUCCUGACCCCUCCAUCCCAGUAGUGGACCCCAAGCUCUUCUCCAAGAGACGCUACCGCUCCUCGCCCCGCGUGGUCUUCAGCGAGGUGCUGCCGUCCCACGACGCCCUGGAGGGUGAGGGCUAUGACACUGAAGGGGUGCGGGGGAUGAGGGUGAGGCGCAGAGCAGGGUCGCACACCAUGCACCGAGGGGAGUACUCAGUAUGUGACAGCAUAAACACCUGGGUGGGCAACCUGACACAAGCCACAGACAUAGCCGGGAACGAGGUCACCGUGCUGCCCAACGUUACAAUCAACAACGUGGUGAAGAAACAGUUCUUCUAUGAGACCACCUGCCGAUACCCCACGCACAGAGGCUCCGGGAAUGCAAAUGGGGGGCGGCCGGGGGGCCGGGGAGGCAAGCAGGGCUCCAAGUCGGGCAACUCGGGCUGUCUGGGCAUCGACAGUCGCCACUGGAACUCCUACUGCACCAACACACACAUAUUCGUAAGCGCCCUGACCAUCUUCAAGGAACGGACAGCCUGGCGUUUCAUCCGCAUCAACGCCGCGUGUGUGUGUGUCCUCAGUCGGAAGUCCUGGGGGGGGCGAGUGGGGCACUGA